Symbiodinium natans is the source of this 540-nucleotide messenger RNA. Lineage: Eukaryota; Dinophyceae; Suessiales; Symbiodiniaceae. The record is from the annotation of a GenBank genome assembly.
AUGGCUGCCACUCCUUGGCUCACGCAUCUCCUCCUUGAGACGUGCUACGAUGCAUCGGAGCUUCUGCUGGUGGGUUGGAGCAUGGGGAAUCACUUCGCAUGGCACGCCUGCCGCCAGCUGGAGGCACUGGGAAUCCCUCCCCGUGGCAUCUGCACCUUGGACGACCUGUCCGCCAAGCCUUCGUUCGAAGAGUUGGACUGGGAGUGCAAGGCCCAAACACGGCCUCGUGUUCGCAUCUCCACAGCGGCGAUGGAGUUCAUUAGCCCCUGCAGGUUCGUGAGGAAAGAGUCCGGCCGCGAUCCUGUUCGCCUCUUCGGCACCGAUGGUGAACGCCGAAUGAGACAGCAUCUUCGCGGUGUCAUCCGCGACUUGGCGAUGCGGCUGGAGGAACGCCGAAUGAGACAGCAUCUUCGCAGUGUUAUCCGCGACUUGGCGAUGCGACUGGAGGCGGCAGUGGAAUGGUCUGUCGUGAGUGAAGUGAGCGAGUGGGCGAGAGGGCACGUGUGUAUGUGCGUGCUCGAUCUUCUUGUCUGUAGAUAG